AUGAAUGAGGCGGCAGUGGAUCCUUUGGAAUCCUCAAAUGCCUGGACCCCUUUGAUGCUAGCCGCAUUGAAGUCGAAAGUUUCUCAAAAGUACGUGGAGGUGAUGAUGCUCUUAAUAGAAAAUGGUGCGGACACUGAGGUGGCAGAUGCGAAAGGAAACACAAUAGUUCACAUACUGGCAUCAUUGGGUCAAACCGCGUUGCUGAAGCAAGUACUCCAUAAGGUCCCCUCGCUCGACAUUCUUGGCCCAGGUUUCGGUUACCUAACCCCACUGCACUACGCCGCUGAGGCUGGGCACUUCUCCACAGUUGAAUUUCUUCUGCAGUUAGGUGCUGAUCCUCGAGGUGUGGAUGCAAGUGGGUGGACACCGAUGCAUUGGGCCUGUAGACAAGGGGACAAACGAAUCAUCGGACUCCUCUUGAGCUCCGGAGGCAGCAUCGAAGAUCGUGAUUUUAGAUCUCUAACACCGCUAGAUGUCGCAUGCCUUUUCGGUCAUACUGCCUUGGCAAAGCUGCUGGAAGCGCAAAUGUCCCCAAAGUCCAGACAGGAUGUGCCUUUCAACACCGCAUUGCCGCCAACACAAAGCGACUCCAAGACUGAGGAUAGGAUGAACAGGAAGAGUUCACCAGAUUUGCACGCGGGCGCAGUGCAACGCAGUAAUUCUGCUUAUGAUUUUAAUGCAUGGCGGAGACGUUCGGAAUGUCGCUUCGGUUGGGACGGACGGACAUUCACCCGCUGUUGUUUGGCAGCGUUCGUCGUCACCAUAUCUGUUUUCGACUAUGCCUCAAGAGUUUCAAUGACGUUAUUUCUCGCAGCAGCGGCAGGAAAAUUCGAAGGAGCAGAGCCAUUACUUGUCGCUGCAGGCGUGCUGGCAUGCUUGUCAAUCUUCUUACCAAGCAUUGCUCUUGGACUUUGUUGCAGUUGUCACCUUAGAAACACAGGCAUCUGGGCAGCCUGGAAGGCUGCUACGCUUUUUCAUGUUACAGUGAAUUCCAAGGAAGAGGAAGGGCACAGCACGUUGUUUCCCAGGCGUUUGGUGUUAGGAGAAUUACUUGUUGUGAAAUACUUCAAGCUAUUGAGCUGCUGCAUUUUGCCUUCCACCCAGUGCACAGCAAUAAAAAUCGUCAUUGCAGGUUGCAUUUUGCCUCCCGCUGCAGUUGCGUGUUGUUUAGUACUGUUAAUACAAAUCGUAAUGGUGGCUGUAGUAGCCUCGCUUUCUGUCGUAGGUCUAUGGGCAUGCGGAUUUUUGGGAGUUACAGCACUCAAAGUAUUACUUGUUAGUCCCCGUGGUCUUCUGCCUUACCUCGACUGUCUGACGUACGCCUCGGCUGUAAGGUUCAAUUUGGCAGAAGUACAAAACCAGGGAAUCAAUCACACUGGCGAACCGGGGCCUCAACAGCUGCCAAACAGGGGAGGAGGACAGAUUAAGCCGGCUCGUGGGCAUGUCUGCCAAAGCUCGAAAGGUGGGGGACGUGUGGAUCGUUCCAACUCGUCUUCCAUCCCGAAGUAUGGUCAGGAUCUUCGCACUAUAAGCCAAGGAGAAGAGGAGCACGGGCAUGUCGACGUCUGCGUGCCUAGAGAUACAGGCGAUAGCGCCUGCAUUACAUCGUUAGGAGACCCCGCUGUUGAGUUCCGUCGUUCGUCUGCUUCGAAUUGGGCACGCUGUAAUCUUUGUACAAAACGAUAUGCGCGUUACACAAGAGCCACUCUUUGGGGUCGUGUUCAUCGGAAGCUCCAUCCAUGUCCCUCUUUGCAAGGUGCUAUACAGCUUCACCGCCAGCAUCUCAAGUCGCGCCUAGACAAACCGUUCCUGGCGGCCCACGGGGAGCGUCGUUUUAGUCGCCUAACACCGACUGCUUCUGUGUCCUCACGCUUAAGUGGCACUGUGGGUGAGCCUGGCAUGUCAACCCCUAGAGAGACGUCGGCCAAGGCUAACUGGCGUUUCCAUGGCAGCAGUGGCGGUCUCUUGGCCGACUCAUUACGGGCGCCGGUCGGUGUACAAGACCUCCGGCCAACUUUAACUCACGAAGAAAAACAGAAAUACUGGUCGAGUGGUUUGGCAGAAGGCUGCAUUCCAAGCCCUUGCGCAAGUAGUAAUUGUAAAGCCGCAUUACACCCUUGCAGAAACACUGGGCAGAGCCCAUGGAUAUCUAGCGUUCUGGAAUUUGUUUAUAAGGGUGAGGCUCAAGAGGCUACUGCGAUAUCAAAGGUUGGUGUAGAUGGUUAUCCGCAUGACCGCGCCUACGAGGAUUCUGUUGCUAAGGAUACUACUUUUUCGAAGUGCAGUGACGCUUCCAGUCUCCGGACAAAAAGUUUGGCUUCUGGUUUGGCGGCAGCUAAUCCUAACAGAUGGCUGAGAAGUGAGGCUAAGAAGCAGGGUGCUCCUGCUUCGCUCCUUGCGAUACCAGUGAGUGCCUCCCUCAACUCUCACACUGCUGGAGAAUCCCAUUCAAGCCUAGCACGCGCCAAAGUGCACAAGAAAGAAGAUUUGAAGAGCAAAUUUGAAUCUCGUCGUACAGAGGUGCUUCCUCCUGGUGGAUUUCGCGCAAGAACUGGCUGGAAAGGCUUCAAACUCUUUUUUACGGGUGGCUCAGAGCGCCGUGAGACUUCCGUUGAUAUUAACAAAGAAGAGUGUAGGCAGGUGCAGGUUACGCCUGGGCCCCCAAUUGUUCGAAUAUUCAAGAGGGGAAACAAAAGGCCACAGCCCUGUCAGCUUGAUGAUAAACAAUACAGUGACAUGAUUGUUCGGAGGGAACGGUGUAUAUUUAACUGGUAUGAGCGCCUUGUAACGUUCAGGUAUACUGAAAUUUCUGCAUUUAGGAGAGUAGAAGCAUCGCAACUCAAUGAGACAAGUUUUGAAACUAAAUCAGUUUCCCUUGGAGGUGGUCCGGAGGACGUUGUUCCACCUACAAGCCCGCGUUCCUCUGUUAACCAGGGGGAAGCCGGCAUUCAGUGGGCUAGCCUUCAUACACUCUUUCCACAUACUGAAUCCACCGAGCAGCUCGUUGAUGUGACAGAAACGUUGGAUGGCUGUACACCACUGCACCAAGAGCCGUUGGCGUGCAUGCACACCGAGGAUCUAUUUGAUUUGCCACCAAACGACUCAUUAACGUCUGAUGCUCGGCCUUACCUGUUUUGCAAACCACGCCACGACCAGCAGCGCCGUUUAGACCCAUCACGAGUCGUGGCUGGAUUUAAAUCCGCUGACUGUCCAGCCCCAACUCAUUGGAACAAGGCGCCUGAAUCCGGGGUUGCUGGUGAUGGCAGUAGCACCCGGGGAGAUAGUGGUUUAGACCAGCUUGCUUCUCCAGACAUGCAUUACCGGUUUCGGGAUAUGGUCGAAUUGCCCCAUUUACGAGAGACAUUUUUCAGCUUUUGGUGUCGCGAAUUCGAAAAGCUCCUUCUGUAUCAAGAUCAGCAUUUUGGGGAUAACUCUUUGUGGGUGACAAAUGCUCUGGAGAAGGAGAGUAUCAGUGCCUUUUCACAGGGAAAUGUUUCUUUCCGAGCAGAUGAAGUGCCCUGCACCACUCCCCCUGCGUCGUACAUACGGGAGGAAGCGGAUGUCUUCUCGAAGCAUUUCAAUGACAGAAGCAAGGAUGUGCUGUGGUUGGUCUGUCAACCCACGUGUGAAAGACAAGCAGGCAGGUCCUUCAACUCACCCCGGACGUUCGCUGCCACAGUGUGUACCCUGAGAGUGCUCGCUCUUUGGUGCCUCGCACUGGCUUUGCUGGUGUCGUCUGUGCAUGCGCUUAUCUUGUUUAGCCAGGCAGCUCGGAUUUUCUUCCCACUGAACGGAAGGAAGCAUGCCACGCAACUUAUGGUCGAGGCAUGA
Messenger RNA from Eimeria necatrix, 3831 nucleotides. RefSeq lists its product as hypothetical. Bases 1 to 3831 code for a protein of 1276 amino acids. NCBI's taxonomy places the organism in Eukaryota, Apicomplexa, Conoidasida, Eucoccidiorida, Eimeriidae. The record is from RefSeq and is a predicted model, not a curated record. Gene Ontology annotation, molecular function: protein binding. The transcript is spliced from 8 exons.